CUGUGUGUGUGUGUGUCUGUGUGUGUGUGUGUCUGUGUGUGUGUGAGGGUUUGAGUGUGUGUCCGCGCGCCAUGUCGACCACCGUGAAAAGUCUAAAAGUCACCUACAAUCAGGUGAAUGAGAGGGAAACGUUUACGCAGGGAGACUUGGUGUCAGGUCAGGUGAUGCUGGAGGUGGUUAAAGACUGUCAGAUCGAGUCUCUGUCUGUGAAGUUCAAAGGCAAAGCUGAAGUCAUAUGGACCGAGAGACACGGACAGACCACUGUUGUGUACAGCUCCAAGGACAAGUACUUCAGUGAGAAGCUUCACUUCAUCAAGAAGGACAAAGACGACCAAACACCUCUGACAAGCCAGAAUGGAGAAACAUACAGCAAUAUUGUUGCCCCAGGAUGCCACACUUACCCAUUCACCUUUCAGUUCCCUUUCCAGAAUUUGCCGUCCUCCUUCAAAGGUUCUGUCGGUAAAAUCGUGUACUUGCUGGAAGCCAAGUUGAGCAGAUCGAUGAGAAUUGCCAAGAAAGAUUCGACUAAAAUCAACUUUGUUUCAAGAACCAACCUGAGCGGUGACCCUCAACUACUGGCACCACAGCAAGAGUCUAAGGACAAGAAAAUGAAGUUUUUCAACUCAGGAUCAGUAGCCAUGGAUGUACAUCUUGAAAAAACAGGUUUCUUCCAAGGAGAAGGGUUGAAGGUUGUGGCCAACAUAAAGAACAACUCCACCCGUGAAAUCAAGCCCAAGUACACUGUUUACAAAAAGCACAGCUUCUUUGCAAGUGGAAAGAGAAGAGUGGAUACUAAAGACAUCUUGAAGGAGGUGGGAGAACCCAUCCCACCUUCUACUAAUGAAAUUGUAACAAGGGUCAUCACCAUUCCGCAGGAUGUGGAGCCCUCCAUCCCCAACUGCAGCAUCAUCACAGUAGAACACAGACUUAAGGUCUAUCUCGAUGUCAAAUAUGCUUCGGACCCACUGAUCAAGUUUCCCAUAGUCAUCCUGCUGGCCGUUCAGGGUCCCGCUGUGGCACCACCACCUGCGGCCUCUGACUUUGGAUCUGAAUUCCAGAGUGAAAAAUCUGGGAAUCCAGAGCUGCCGGCCUGGGGCGUCGCACCACCUCAGCCGUCUGCAGCGACUCAAGCUUUUGGUCCUCCUCCUGCCUAUGGAGCACACGAGAUGUACCCUCCUGUGAUGGAUUGUGGCAACAAGUACGAGUGAUGGGCCUGAGAAGAUGCGGCGACGUUUCAAGGAAAUGGAUUAAAGAGAAACGGAAGAUAAGGAAAUUAUAUUCAUGCUUUUAUAUAUAUCACUAUCAUUGUUAUGACUUUCCUUAACUAUAUGUUUGAAUUGUUGAAUGGGUCAAACUCAAACAAGCUACCUCUUUCAAUACUGUCUUUUUUGUGUGAUAGAGGGCAUUAGUUUUCUAAAAGUGAGAAUGUAUUUUAUUUCGCAGACACCACUUUUAUCUUUUGCUGUGGUUCAUAGCGUUUUUUUUAACUGUGCAAGUAUUCAGGUUCUUUCUAAGUCAGUCUUCGUGCUGAGUGAUCUGAGAUGGGUUUGGUUCAAAUGAACUUAUUCAACUUAUUGUCUGUUACAUUUCUUUAGGAAACUGCUUUGGAAAUAAACUUGCAGACUGUUACCUGGUUUCCAAAUGAGCACUGAUUAUCUAGAAUUACCACAACAUUGUUUCUGUACAAAUUGAGUUCUUAGCUGUUACCCUUUUAAAGUGAAUGCACAUUUAGACUGAAAUCCUUCCAUGUCAAACAACCAAUUUAAGUUACAAUAAAAUUACAUUUUGCA
Messenger RNA from Paralichthys olivaceus (Japanese flounder), 1790 nucleotides. RefSeq names its product arrestin domain-containing protein 3-like. Gene Ontology annotation, cellular component: cytoplasm; plasma membrane. Gene Ontology annotation, biological process: protein transport. The record is from RefSeq and is a predicted model, not a curated record. Lineage: Eukaryota; Metazoa; Chordata; Actinopteri; Pleuronectiformes; Paralichthyidae.